Perognathus longimembris pacificus (Pacific pocket mouse) is the source of this 3910-nucleotide messenger RNA. RefSeq names its product ataxin 2 (gene Atxn2). The record is from RefSeq and is a predicted model, not a curated record. Gene Ontology annotation, cellular component: cytoplasmic stress granule. The coding region runs from base 282 to 3776 and encodes 1164 amino acids. NCBI's taxonomy places the organism in Eukaryota, Metazoa, Chordata, Mammalia, Rodentia, Heteromyidae. Gene Ontology annotation, biological process: cytoplasmic stress granule assembly. The transcript is spliced from 26 exons. Gene Ontology annotation, molecular function: RNA binding.
CUCCCCGCGGGCCGCGCUCGCCCCCCUCCGCCUCAGACUGUUUUGGUAGCAACGGCCACGGCAGCGGCGCGUCUCUGCCCGGCUCCCCGCGGCUCCUCGGCUUCGGCGGGCCUCCCCGCCCCUUGGUCGUCCUCCUCCUGCCCCUCGCCCCCCCGGCUGCGCCGCCCCGCGCCGCCCCGCUCGGCGCCCGCGCGUCCUCGCCGCGCUCCGGCGUCGUCUCGGCGCGCCCGGCCCCCGGCUUUCCCCGCCCGGCGUGCGAGCCGGUGCAUGGGCCGCUCGCCAUGUCGCUGAAGCCCCAGCAGCAGCAGCCGCCGCAGCAGCCGCCGCCGCCACCGCCGCCCGCGGCCGCCAGUGCCCGCAAGCCCGGCGGCGGUCCCGGCCUCCUCACGUCGCCCGCCGCCGCGCCGGCCCCGUCCUCGGUCUCCUCGUCCUCGGCCGCGGCCUCCACGUCCUCCUCCUCCGCGGCGGUCGGCGCAGGCGGAGGGCGGCCCGGCUUGGGCAGAGGUCGAAAUAGUAACAAAGGACUGCCUCAGUCAUCGAUCUCUUUUGACGGAAUCUAUGCAAAUAUGCGGAUGGUUCAUAUACUUACAUCAGUUGUUGGAUCCAAAUGUGAAGUACAAGUGAAGAACGGAGGUAUAUAUGAAGGAGUUUUUAAAACAUACAGUCCCAAGUGUGAUUUGGUACUUGAUGCUGCACAUGAGAAAAGUACAGAAUCCAGUUCGGGGCCAAAACGUGAAGAAAUAAUGGAGAGUAUUUUGUUCAAAUGUUCAGAUUUUGUUGUGGUACAGUUUAAAGAUAUGGACUCCAGUUAUGCAAGAAGAGAUGCUUUCACUGACUCUGCUAUCAGUGCUAAAGUGAAUGGUGAACACAAGGAAAAGGACCUGGAACCCUGGGAUGGUGGGGAGCUCACAGCCAGUGAGGACCUGGAGGCUUUGGAAAAUGAUGUUUCUAAUGGGUGGGACCCCAAUGAUAUGUUUCGAUACAAUGAAGAAAAUUAUGGUGUGGUGUCUACGUAUGACAGCAGUUUAUCUUCAUACACGGUGCCUCUAGAAAGGGAUAAUUCAGAAGAAUUUUUAAAAAGGGAAGCAAGGGCAAACCAGUUAGCAGAAGAAAUUGAGUCUAGUGCUCAGUAUAAAGCUCGUGUGGCUCUGGAAAAUGAUGACAGGAGUGAGGAAGAAAAAUAUACAGCAGUUCAGAGAAACUCCAGUGACCGAGAGGGGCACAGCAUGAAUACCAGGGAAAAUAAAUAUAUUCCUCCUGGACAAAGAAAUAGAGAAGUCUUGUCGUGGGGAAGUGGGAGACAGAAUUCGCCACGCAUGGGCCAGCCUGGUUCAGGCUCCAUGCCGUCCAGAUCUGCUUCUCACACCUCAGAGUUCAACCCAAGUUCUGGCGCAGACCAAAGAGUAGUUAAUGGAGGUGUUCCCUGGCCAUCGCCUUGCCCAUCUCCUUCCUCUCGCCCACCUUCUCGCUACCAGUCAGGUCCCACCUCUCUUCCACCUCGGGCAGCCACCCCUACACGGCCGCCCUCCAGGCCCCCCUCGCGGCCAUCCAGACCCCCGUCUCACCCCUCUGCUCAUGGUUCUCCAGCUCCUGUCUCUACUAUGCCUAAACGCAUGUCUUCAGAAGGGCCUCCCAGGAUGUCUCCGAAGGCCCAGCGACACCCCCGAAACCACAGAGUUUCUGCUGGGAGGGCCUCCAUAGCCAGCGGCCUAGAAUUUGUAUCCCACAACCCACCCAGUGAAGCAGCAGCUCCUCCCGUGGCCAGGACCAGUCCAGCUGGGGGAACGUGGUCGUCAGUGGUCAGUGGGGUUCCAAGAUUAUCUCCAAAAACUCACAGACCCAGGUCUCCCCGACAGAACAGUGUUGGAAAUCCUCCCAGUGGGCCUGUGCUCACUUCUCCCCAAGCUGGCACCACCCCAGCCGAAGCAGUUGCCAUGCCCAUUCCUGCUGCGUCUCCUACACCUGCCAGCCCCGCCGCCAAUAGAGCUGGGACCCCAUCUGCUGAGGCUAAAGAUUCCAGGCUUCAAGAUCAGAGACAGAACUCUCCAGCAAGGAAUAAAGAAAACAUGAAGGCUGUAGAGACAGCGCCUAGCUUCUCAAAAGCUGAAAAUAAAGGUAUAUCACCAGUUGUUUCUGAACACAGGAAACAGAUUGAUGAUUUAAAGAAGUUUAAGAAUGAUUUUAGGUUACAGCCAAGUUCCACAUCGGAGUCAAUGGAUCAACUACUAAACAAAAAUAGAGAGGGAGAAAAACCAAGGGAUUUGCUCAAAGACAAAAUUGAACCCAUUUGUAAGGACUCUUUCAUUGAAAAUAGCAGCAGCAACUGUACCAGCGGCAGCAGCAAGCCUAGCAGCCCCAGCGCCUCCCCUUCUAUCCUCAGCAGUGCAGAGCACAGGAGGGGGCCAGAGGUUACCUCCCAAGGGGUGCAGACUUCCAGUCCAGCAUGUAAACAAGAAAAAGAUGAUAAGGACGAGAAGAAAGAUGCAGCCGAGCAAGUUAGGAAAUCUACAUUGAAUCCCAAUGCAAAGGAGUUCAACCCUCGAUCCUUUUCUCAGCCAAAGCCUUCUACCACCCCAACUUCACCUCGACCUCAAGCACAACCUAGCCCCUCUAUGGUGGGCCAUCAACAGCCAACUCCAGUUUAUACCCAGCCUGUUUGUUUUGCACCAAACAUGAUGUAUCCAGUCCCUGUGAGUCCGGGUGUGCAACCUUUAUACCCAAUACCCAUGACGCCCAUGCCAGUGAAUCAAGCCAAGACCUAUAGAGCAGGUAAAGUACCAAACAUGCCCCAACAACGACAGGACCAGCAUCAUCAGAGCACCAUGAUGCAUCCGGCCUCGGCGGCAGGCCCGCCCAUCGUGGCCACCCCGCCAGCCUACUCCACUCAGUAUGUGGCCUACAGCCCUCAGCAGUUUCCAAAUCAGCCCCUUGUUCAGCACGUGCCACAUUACCAGUCUCAGCACCCUCAUGUCUAUAGUCCUGUACUACAGGGUAAUGCUAGGAUGAUGGCACCACCAACACAUGCACAGCCUGGUUUAGUGUCGUCUUCAGCAACUCAGUACGGGGCUCAUGAGCAGACGCAUGCCAUGUAUGUGUGUCUCAGCAAGGCAAAAAUUACUUGUGCAGAAGAGUGCACCAUCGGCCAGAAACUUGCAUGUCCCAAAUUACCGUACAACAAGGAGACAAGCCCUUCUUUCUACUUUGCCAUUUCCACAGGCUCCCUCGCUCAGCAGUAUGCGCACCCCAGCGCUACCCUGCACCCCCAUCCUCCACACCCUCAGCCCUCAGCCACCCCUACGGGACAGCAGCAGAGCCAGCAUGGCGGAAGUCACCCAGCACCCAGUCCUGUUCAGCAUCAUCAGCACCAGGCCGCCCAGGCUCUCCACCUGGCCAGUCCACAGCAACAGCCAGCCAUUUACCAUGCAGGGCUGGCGCCCACCCCACCUGCCAUGACACCGGCCUCCAACACACAGUCGCCACAGAACAGUUUCCCAACAGCACAACAGACGGUGUUCACCAUCCAUCCCUCUCACGUCCAGCCGGCAUACACCAAUCCACCACACAUGGCCCACGUACCUCAGGCUCAUGUACAGUCAGGAAUGGUUCCUUCUCAUCCAACUGCCCAUGCGCCAAUGAUGCUAAUGACGACACAGCCACCUGGCGGUCCCCAGGCCGCCCUCGCUCAAAGUGCACUACAGCCCAUUCCAGUCUCGACAACAGCGCAUUUCCCCUAUAUGACGCACCCUUCAGUGCAAGCCCACCACCAGCAGCUGUAAGGCUGCCCUGGAGGACCCGAAAGGCCAAAUCCCCUCCUCCCUUCUACUGCUUCUUCCCACCGGAAGCACGGAAAACUAGAAUCUCACUUAUUUUGGUUUUUAAAAAAUAUACGUUGAUUUCUUGUAACAUCCAA